UCCAAGCCUCGUCCUACUUGAUGCUUUUUGUAACAACCAAUUUUAAGCUUCACGUUUCUGAUGCCUAUCUCGAACAACCUGGAUCACACGACGAGUUGCACUGAAGGCGCGUCUCUCAGCUUACAACUAGAAGACGUCGAACGCGAGUUCCAAACGCGAAUCGAACAUCUUCUCCGCGAAACCGAACUGAAGAUCAAAGCGCUUCGUCUGGAGCAGGAAUCUAAGCUCAAUUCAGUUGAGCAUGAGUAUGAAGGAAAGGUAUCUACGCUCAGACGUCAGUUAGAGAGUACAAGUUGUGGGUGCCGAACAACGGCGGGCGCAACGACAAGAGACGAUCGGAAUCCUUCUUCCGUUAAGAACAGAGUCAUAGCAGGUUCCUUUCCCGCGGGACUAUCUCUUGAAGCGCAAAAGGUCUACCUAUCGAGAUGUAGACUACAGAAGGCUUUUCUCACGGACGCAAGACCACCCAAACCUGAGGAAAUGCCCAUAUGUGACGCGAUAUUCGCUGCCCUCGAGCAAUACGACAUGACCGUCGAACACCUUCAAGUUACCAAAAUUGGCAAUAUUAUGCGCCACAUAUCACAGAAACCUCCUCAAACUAUACCUCGCGAUGAUGAAUUCAAUUUCCGGCAUCGCGCUGACGUUCUCGUGAAGAAGUGGCAAGAGCUCCUACCCGCGAUAACUUCCUCUCCUGAUCAGCCUCGUACGACCGCUGUGACGCAAUUGACGGGAGUGGAUCACCAGAACGUGCCGGGCCCGAGUAUCAUACAUGGUGUUAAAAGGAGGAAUGACACCAGCGGUGGGGCGGAUGGCGGUGCAGAUGAGAAGAGUACAGCGGAGCGACGGAAGAGACCACAUCAAGAGUGAGACGUGUGACUGCUGGUAGAAGGUGGAUAGAAAGUCGACGGUGUCUGGGAUUGGCAGGCGACGAUGUUACGUUUUGCGCGAUAGUAUGGAGAUUUAAACUCAACUCAUGGUAUGACUACUGUUUAGGUCACUUGCUCUCUCGCGGAGACUUUCAAGUAGAGCUAUGAUGGAAAGAGCAACGGAGAGCAUGAUGACUGUGGGUCAGCGCAUCGAGUUCGGGUUUGAGAAAGCGAGCAGCGGGUCAGAUUAGGGUCAGACGUCUGGAUCAAAACGGGAAAGAUCCAAACGACACUCACGGCGGACUCGCCUUCGUCCUACACCCACCCCGGUCCCAACGAAAGCAAUUUAU
Stereum hirsutum FP-91666 SS1 is the source of this 1216-nucleotide messenger RNA. RefSeq lists its product as uncharacterized. Bases 61 to 867 code for a protein of 268 amino acids. The transcript has 4 exons. NCBI's taxonomy places the organism in Eukaryota, Fungi, Basidiomycota, Agaricomycetes, Russulales, Stereaceae. The record is from RefSeq and is a predicted model, not a curated record.